Messenger RNA from Microthlaspi erraticum, 2355 nucleotides. NCBI's taxonomy places the organism in Eukaryota, Viridiplantae, Streptophyta, Magnoliopsida, Brassicales, Brassicaceae. The record is from the annotation of a GenBank genome assembly.
AUGAACACGACAACCUACAUUGGCGAUUGCCGACAAUCAUUUUUCAACAUCUCUUCUAAUGGAUUUUGGGAGACCCUACAGUCACCCGAUGUGGUUUUCGGGUACUCGCUGCCUCUUUUGGAGAUUCAGAUAUUACUCAUAUUCUUCGUCAUCGUCAUGACUCACAUGUUCCUCAAACGCAUCGGUAUUUCACAGAUUGCUUCCCAUAUGCUCGCUGGAUUGAUUCUAGGACCCCAGCUCUUUGACCUACUGGAGAAAUCUUCAGGGAAACUAUCUGUGGAUCCUGCGUUAGAUGGAAACGCAGCGUUAAGAUGCAUAUCGGUAUUUGGAACGUUAAUGUUUACGUUUUUGAUGACUGUUAGAACCAGUCGGCGAGUGGCGUUCAAUAGCGGAAAACUGCCAGUUGUGAUCGGGAUCUCUUCAUUCGUUGUUCCUCUGUUCAGUCUCCUUUUCCAGAACUUCUUCUCCGGCAGCAUCGACCCUAACUACAUGACUCCAAAAACAGCCAUAGGCGAACGAACAGUGAUCAUCAUUACCCAGUCUGCGAUACUUUUGCCUUCCAUAGCAUAUAUCUUGCUAGAGCUCAAGAUCCUCAACUCCGAGAUCGGUCGACUUGCACUGUCUGCAUGUGUCAUCAACGAUAUCCUUGGGAUCAUUUCCAUAGCACUUGCCUCUGCUCAAGCAACGUACUUGAAUGUUUCCGAAAUGAAAGCCUAUCGUGACGCUCUGGCACUGGUCAUCUUCGUUAUCGUCGUCUUUCUUGUUUUUAAGCCGAUCGUGCAACGGAUCAUAGACCGCACACCGCAAGGCAAGCCAGUGAAAGAUAUGUACGUUCACGCUGUGAUGCUGGUCGCAUUAGGUUCCUCUGUUUAUUCUGUGAUAUUCAACAUGAAAUAUGUCAUGGGACCGUUAUUGAUAGGGCUCGUCAUACCGGAGGGUCCACCAUUAGGAUCUGCCCUGGAGGCCAAGUACGAUAAGCUCACGAUGAACGUGUUUUUACCAAUCUCGAUCACAGUCAGUGCGAUGAGAUGUGACGGAAUAAGGAUGUUCACCGAGUUUGGUCACAUCAUGUACAAUGUCUUCCUAACGGUUUUAACGCUCGUCCUAAAAAUGGUCGCAUGCCUUGCACCUUGCUUGUAUUACAAGUUACCUCUCAACGAAUCCCUGGCUGUUUCCAUCAUUUUGAGCUACAAAAGUUUCUUCGAUUUCGUUCUCUAUGAAUCUGUAUUUGACGACUCGUAUAUAUCGGAGGCAACGUACGCGUUCUUGGUCGUUUACUCGUUGCUUAACGCCGGGAUUGCGCCUAUAGUCUUAAGGAGCUUGUACGAUCCGAAACGGAAGUACCUUAACUACCAGAAAAGAAACAUACUGAAUCUGACGCCUAACUCCGAGCUCCGAAUUCUAACUUGUUUGCAUAGACCUGAGAACGUCUCUGAGGCCAUUGGCUUCCUCCAACUCUUGUCCUCACCGAACCUAGACUUCCCUAUAGCGGUCACGGUUCUCCACCUCGUGAAGCUUGUGGGUCAGAUCAACCCCGUUCUUGUCUCGCAUAACAAGAAGUCGAAAUCGCUUUCAAAUAACUCAUUCAUCCAUACCGCAAACCUUGCCUUCAGGCAGUUCAUGCUAGAAAGCUUGAAGUCUGUAACCGUGACCACGUUCAACGCAUUCUCGCAUGAGAAGAUGAUGCAUGAGGACAUUUGCACACUCGCUCUUGACCAGAUAACGUCGAUGAUUAUCGUCCCGUCGGGGAGGAGAUGGGCCAUAGAUGGGAUGUUCGAGUCAGAUGAUGAUGCCAUAAGGCGUCUUAACCAUUCGUUGCUCGAAAGUUCUCCUUGUUCUAUAGGAAUACUAAUCGAUCGUGGACAGUUCUCACGUAGAAGCAACAUAUUAGUUGGCAAGAAAAAGUCCAUCAUCAAUGUUGGUGUGAUUUUCAUCGGAGGCAAAGAUGAUCGGGAGGCCCUAUCGCUGGUGAAGAGGAUGAUACAUAACACUAGGGUUUGUGUAACCGUGAUCCGAUUCGUCUUUAACAAUGAAAUAGAGCCAGAGAAUUGGGAGUACAUUCUUGAUAACGAAGGCUUAAAGGAAUUUAAGUUUUCACAGGAGACAUGCAAUGUUGGUUAUAUGGAAAGGACUGUGACCAAUAGUGCUGAGGUGGCCAGCACCGUCCGAUCUCUCGCAGAAGAGUAUGAUUUUUUGGUGGUCGGGAGAGAUCAAGGUAUGGCAUCACCGGACUUCUCAGGAAUGAUGGAAUGGGUAGAGCUUCCAGAGUUAGGUGUCAUCGGAGAUUUGUUAGCAGCUAAAGAGCUUAGCUCUCAGGUCUCUGUUUUGGUAGUUCAGGAUCAACAACAGGCGUGA